CUUAGAUAUGUGCAUUGUUUGAAAAUGGCUGACAGCAUUGCAAAGUUUUCGUUUCUUCCAAUCGCAAAGAGUUUUGCCAGCAUAGAAGGAAAAGAAAACCAAGAAUAUUUCUUAAAAUGGUCAAUGAAAAAUAGUUUGCAGGCUAAAUUGUUCACAUUUGAUCAAUGUUUUCAAGCAUAUGAGAUUAAAAAAUUUGCAUUGGAUUUCUUUAGAGACCCUCAUGUUAUAUCAAAUGUUCAAGUCCCAUCAGACUCAGGGAAGUUUGUAUCUUUAGGUAACAAAGCCAGCAGUGUAGAAGUUCAAAGCAUCCCCUGCACAGUUCUGACCAUGGCAUUUUUUGACAAGCUCUUGGAUGGGGAGAUAGCUCGGGAAUCUGGAGACAUCAAAAAAUGUUAUGACGAAUAUCAGGAAGAAAUUACAAUCAGCGACAACCUGCGCCAGAUGCUGCUGAAUGAAGACUCUGAUGUGUACUGUCAGUUCAAUGAGAAAGAAAGGGAGGAAUUUUUAUUUAUGCUGUUUUCACACGUGUGCAUUGGCGGAAGGCUGUGUCAGUUUGAGGACAACGUUCAGCCGUACCUUGAUGUCACAAAAUCUCUUUAUAAAGACCUUAUUAGUGUUCAGAAGAAUCCAGAGACCAAGGAACUUUCAAUACUUUCUCAAGUUUUCAAGGUCACAUGCUAUGAUGACAAAGGCGGGAGUUACUUCCCCUCUAGCAGACGUCACAGACAAAACUUCGCCUACCUAAUCGUUGACCCACUUAAACGAACUGUCAUUUGCCUCUCGCACACAUUUGGUGGAGGUUUCUAGAAGCUCUGAAUAGCUUUUUUAUCGAAUGUUAAUAAACUUUUGUGAAUUUUC
This is a messenger RNA of Physella acuta, 858 nucleotides long. RefSeq names its product cilia- and flagella-associated protein 300. Lineage: Eukaryota; Metazoa; Mollusca; Gastropoda; Physidae. The record is from RefSeq and is a predicted model, not a curated record.